GCUGUCACGUUCGCGAAGGUUAUAAACAGCAGUAAUCGUGUGCAAAUCUUGUCCUUCAUAUUUUCGAGAAAAGUCGGAUACAAAAAGUGAAAGUUUGACCGAAGCUGGCUGCCAUACGUCCGGCGGUGCUGGCGACGGUCCGUCACAACUUGUUCGUCAGGAAAAUGCCGAUGGCGCACCUGGCGCGGCGAUACGCAUGUCGCCACUGGAUGAAAGUGCUGACCAUGUUUGUGAUCGUUUUCGUUUUCUUCAAUCCACAAUCAUCUUCAGAGGUCAGCACGUGCAAGGGGAUAACUACCAGUCUGAGGAGGGUUGUCGCCUCGACAGCCACUCGGACCGUUUCGUCCAGCCCUUGCCCAUCGAGUACUCGGAGCGCCACCGGCGGGUGGAAAGCACCAACCGCUUCACACGCGAGGGGAAGGUCGACCGCAUGAUCCUCCACGCGCCCACCCGCACGGCCUACUGCGUCAUCCCCAAGUCCGCCUGCACGUUCUGGGUCAGCGUCUUUCGCUUCAUGAACAACGACACGGGUGGUGGGUCCUACCGCCACCCACUGGAGAUGACCCGGGUGCACGUGCACUCGGAGAAGCCCAGCGUCACGACCUUCAGUUCCAUCCACGACCCCAGCGAGCGGCCGUCUAACCUGAACGACUACUUCCGGUUCAUCUUCGUUACGCAACCCUUACAGCCGCAUCUGGUCCGCCUACAUCGACAAGUUCUUCCUGCUGGACUUCUGGAUCACGGAGGUGCCCAGCUUUCUGGACUUCUGGAAGGAAGAGGAAGAUCGGCAGUGGGUUCAGAGGUCAAUGAGGCACGCCCCCGUCGGAUUUUUCGGCAAGUGCGGCCAGGACGUGAGUUUCGCGGAGUUUCUGACCUACGUGGCAGCGAAAGGCGAGAAGGAGCCUGAGCGGCUCAACGGUCACUGGCGUCCAGUCGAGCAUCUUUGCAGCGCCAACUACUUCUGUCCGCACUUCGUCGGGCACGUGGAGACCUUCCAGCAGGACAGUGCUUAUGUUCUGGAGCGCAUGAACAUGUCCUGGCUGUUGCACGCACCGUUGCUGCAGCACGAGCUGUACCAGAUGAACAUCCUCGUGGACGACAACUUCCGGCAGCUGGACCCGAGCCUCAGCGCGGACCUCGCCUUGUAUUCCAGCUGCACCAACGUGUCGGACAUCACUCGGCGGCUAGUGAAAGCCUUCCAGAUGUACGGAUACCUUCCCACCGGUUGGAUCUUCCCACAGGAGGAGUUCGACAAUGACCCGACGGCAGAGAAGUUCAAAGCCAUCGUCUCCCGGGCGCACCGGAGCUUCACCCCUGAGGUCCGGCGGCAGUUGGCCAAACAGCGGAAGUCGGAGAUGGAGCGUGCCUACCGGAGCGUGCCCGUGGAGGUGUUGGAGAGGAUCUCCCGACUGUACCUGUACGAGUUCCUGACUUUCGACUACGAAAUGCGGCCGCCCAACCUGUUCAGCGUGCGGUACACUUCGUAAAUGAGAAAGGAAGGAGGAUGCUAGAAAAAAAUGUUCUUUCCUGUUUUCUUUUUCUCUUUCACUAGGUUGCCCUAGACUCUACUUAGUGGUCAUCAACCUCUGUGACCAAAGUUAGUAAGGGUUAGUCAGGUCUCGCACUGGCCCCUGCUCCUUUCUAUUUUUAUUUAGUUCAAUUGUAGUUUGGUCAGAGAUGGAGAGAUUGAGAAACAAAAAUGUGUGUAUGUGUGUGUGCACGCAUACCUGAGAGACAAUUAUUACUUUGAGUGUCAGAAUACCCGCUCUCUGUUUUUUUUUCUGAUUUUUUUAAAUUGAAAUCUUUAACGUGUUACGUCACGGGAGGCCACCCAGCCCGCUACGUCCGACGCCCCCAGAUCCCCCCCCCUUACAUCCGGGCUACGUCCUGAGUUCUCACGGGUCUAGUUUCGCAUAAUUUUUUGUGUGUGUGUGAACUUGUGAAUGCUUUCUUUGAAAGCAGGAAAAAAAAAUACUCACACAGCAUUUCUACAGAAAUCAUAGUCAACAAGAAUGCAAUGUUCUUAGUGUGUGAACUCGUGAAUGCUUUCUUUGAAAGCAGGAAAAAAAAAUACUCACACAGCAUUUGUACUGAUGUUAUGGUCAACAAUAAUGUUCUCUUAUUUUAUCUAUCAUCUGUAUGAUUGAAACGAUUGACCCGGUGAUAGGAAAAUUAAUGAUUUCGUCCACAGUUCGUGAACUUCGCUCAGCCUUGUGUUCUUCUCGAAUGUUUUACUCAAAUUUUCUUUGGAGGCGAAUGACAGCUGUGGGUGUUUUCCUGCCGAUGACCGUGGCGAUAAUACUCGACAUCACUUGUCGGUGAUUUUCUGUUUGUGGGUUUCCUCUCUUUCCUCCGUCAAUGCGUCUUCAAAGAGUUUUGCUCGGCUGGACGAGAGUCAAGUGUCUUCGGCUCCAGAAUCCAGUUCUUUAUUCCUUUUUCCUUCCUCUGAUCUCGAUAUUUGAUAAACAUGAAUGCCAGGAAAUGUCUUAGUUUGCCAGGUCUUGCUUUGUUCAAACCAAAUAUGGGUUGGAGGAGAGAGAUAGAGUCCGCCAUUAGUGUUUGUGUGUUUCUAGGAGGCUGUAAAGGAAAUCAGUCUCAAGAGAGGAGCAAGAUGAUAUCUGCUCACCAGCCAGGACCUGUUUCACAUCGCCUAGUAACACUGAUGGACAAAAAAAUAAAAAAAAUAAAAAAAAUAGAAAGAAAAAAAAAAAAAGAAAAGAAAACGAAGGCAACUUUCCAGAUAUUACUUUAUAAAUCAUCUUGCCAUUUUUUAUUCUAUGGUGUGUGUGUGUUUGUCUUUCUCUCUGUGCUGCCUUGAUGGUCCUGCCAGGACCUGAGCAGCAGCCGUUAUCUGUGAUCAACAAUUACUUACCAAGUUUUCGGUUUCAUUCCUGUCUGUACCCGUGAAUGCUUCCUAUUGAAAGCAGGAAUCCAUACAGACUUUAUGAAGACAAUGUUUUCACAUGACUCGCAAUAAGUAAUAGACUGUAAGAUUUACACCUGUGUGACUAUUAUAUACGUUUAUAUAUCAUCAUACCCACCCUGUAAUCGGCUCACUUUUGUGCUUACACCAUUUUUGAUUAUUAUUAUUAUUAUUAAUUUUUUUAACGGGCACGCUGUUUGAUGGCUGACAUGACGAGGGUCUCAAUAUCAUUGCCACUAUGUUUAAGUGUGUUUGUGUGUGUGUUGGAUGAUUGUAUCGACUACACACGUUGUGGCAAUACAGAGACACCUGUCUGUCAGCCGGACAAGUCAUCUUCACUGCGUACAGUAUUAACAGAUUUUGUAUUUAUAAGCAUUUUUUCUGGUCGACCAUCGUUUUUGAGACUGGUCAGUAAUUGACCCCACCCUUACAUUUACUCUCCCCCUCCCACUACCUUUCCUCUAUGAACUCGUCGACAACGUUGACAACACCAUCGCAUGAUGAGCUGCUUGUGACUAUUGGUCUUCAUUUGAUUUCCUCUCACGUGACGGACGUCCGCUGCUCAUUGGUGGCACGUGCACGUAACCGAGUGAGAGGAAGGAGAGAAGAUUCUAGAACUUGCAGUGAAAGUGUCGAUGGUGAGGUUAGCGUGACUAACCCUGUCCUCCUUACUUUUGUCUAACUUUUUCUGUUGCCAGCCUUGCCUCAAUGAUUCAAUUAAAAAAACAUUUUCUUUUACUUUAUUAUUUUUUUCAUCCCUGAUGUUCCAAAUGUUCCCAUUUUCUGACUUCUUUUCAUUCUUAAUGGCUUUAAAAAACCUGAAUUUCGUCCAUGGUGCAUUAAUUUUGCAGAGUCGUGUACGACCACCACUGCCUCUCAUUUUUUCAACGGUCCUGAAAGAUAUUUUUGGAAAUAAAAAAAAUUCUUUUAUUAUUGGUAGAGAAAAGAUUUUUUAAUAAUAUUUUUUCUUCCCUCUGGUUCUCUUGUGUUCAGGACUUUGUGAAGUCUGCAAAGGCUUGGGAUUGAUUUUGCUUUGUUCUUGCCUCUUGUGUCCAGCCAUCUGUUACGUCAGUGCUAACUGCUCCAUCGACCGUUGGAUAAAAAGCAAUAGCCAUAAAAGAAAACCUAAUUUACGGCUGAUCCAUAAUAAUCAUUCGUUUCUUGUUCUUCUGGAACAGCUUUAUUGUUCUAGGCAGGACCAAAGACUAAAUAAAAAAUUACUUCGGUUA
Molecule: messenger RNA, 4152 nt
Organism: Pomacea canaliculata
Lineage: Eukaryota; Metazoa; Mollusca; Gastropoda; Architaenioglossa; Ampullariidae
Exons: 3
Coding region: 807-1487 (226 amino acids)
Biological process (GO): carbohydrate biosynthetic process
Cellular component (GO): membrane
Molecular function (GO): sulfotransferase activity
Source: RefSeq, a predicted model, not a curated record